Messenger RNA from Temnothorax curvispinosus, 1218 nucleotides. RefSeq lists its product as uncharacterized. The transcript is spliced from 4 exons. Lineage: Eukaryota; Metazoa; Arthropoda; Insecta; Hymenoptera; Formicidae. The coding region runs from base 290 to 775 and encodes 161 amino acids. The record is from RefSeq and is a predicted model, not a curated record.
UUUAUUUUUAUUGUAAAAUGGAAAUUUAUACGCCUCAUCCAUCAAACAGCACAGCAAUAAUUAUAGGACAUUAUUGCUGUGCUGUUCGAUGGAUGAGGCGUAUAAAUAAACAGGCGCUUAAAUAAACAUGGAAUAUUUCUCAAUAACGACACUUACACACUACCUGACGACUUGAGGCAAUAUUACUCGGAGGUACCGGAAUAUAAGGCAAAAUGUCCAAUGUAUUGCAAUCAUUACAUUUUGCCUUAUAUUCGAGUAACUCCGAGAAUGGGCGACGAUAAUAGUAAAGAUGGAGAGUGAAGAGGACAAGUGGAAGGUAUUAGAUGCAAGGAAAAAGGAAGGGAGCAGAUUGAGAGUGAAAAUGGAUGAAGAUAAAUCACUGGAGACGAGGGUAAGAGAAAGAGAGGAGAAAGGCUGCCGGCUGAAAAUCCACGGAUUUACCGACACCUCCGAGCGGGCUUACGCAGUCAUCUACUUGCAGACCGAAGACGAAAGCGGAAGAGUAGAGGGUGAGCGAGAUCCAGAUCUCGCUGCCGGACGCACUGUGGCACCUCAUCCCCGGACGAGACAACCCGGCGGAUUGUGCCUCUGGAGGACUUUCUCCGCGAGAGCUGCUCGGCCAUCCACUCUGGUGGCAAGGGCCAUCUUGGCUUCGGGCGGAGUCUGGACUGUGGGGGGCUCCUCCGACGACGAUCGAAUACCGUCGCGCGAUUCUCGGAGGAGCUCUACGGAAUUGACAAUCGGAACAAUCGAAAUGCGUAUAUUUUUCAAUUAGCAUACGUAUAAAACUAGAAGCUGACCGCAGCCUAUGUCGCAUAGUAUCAUGCCGAAAAAUUUGAAUGUGGCGAAUGCAGCAAGUGCGGUAAAUGCGACGAUGACGAAAAAUUCGAAUGCAGCGAAUGUGGCGAAUGCGAAGUUAGACAAGACUCAUCUGUUGCAAAAGUACCUACCUCGAUCUAUCCCAACCGGAAAAUGAGAUCCAGGUGCAGUACAUCUGGAUCGACGGAAGUGGCGAGGAAUUAUGUAGCAAGAUCAAAACUCUGAGCUUCGUGUCAAAACAUCCUUCCGGAAAUUGUUUCGAAACGCAUAGGAAAUUAUUUCGGAAAAGAACCGAAGACUGUGGUUGUAGCGUUACCCGCUGAAAAUAUCGUGGACAUGGCUACGUAUUAUAGUUGUUUAUUGUUUAUUCACGUCCAUUUUAUGCUCAUAGAAGUCAUA